Molecule: messenger RNA, 1998 nt
Organism: Daucus carota subsp. sativus
Lineage: Eukaryota; Viridiplantae; Streptophyta; Magnoliopsida; Apiales; Apiaceae
Product: sesquiterpene synthase Cop-like
Exons: 7
Coding region: 73-1797 (574 amino acids)
Biological process (GO): diterpenoid biosynthetic process
Molecular function (GO): magnesium ion binding; terpene synthase activity
Source: RefSeq, a predicted model, not a curated record
AAGUAGUAGGUGCCAUAAUGCUGAAUAUUAUCACACAUCCUCUCUGAAAUCUCUCCUUUAACUUGCAAAAGUAUGUCUGUGUUUCUUCAGGCUUCAUCAGGUUCUCCACCACAUAAGGCUGCGCUGCCUGAUAUUGUUCGAAGAUCCUCAAAUUAUCAUCCCUGCGUCUGGGGAGACCAUUUUCUUGCCUAUAACACCCCUGGUCAUGCGACACCUGAUGGUGACACAGUGCAAAAAAUGGAAGUGCUUAAGAAAGAAGUGAGGAAGAUGCUAAUGGAAGCUGCUCAUUUCCCUCGAGAACAGCUAAAGUUGAUUAAUGAUAUUCAACGACUUGGCGUGGCUUAUCAUUUUCAGGCAGAGAUUGAUGCAGCAUUAGGACGAAUGAAGGAUUCGUAUCAUGAGCUUUGUGGAACUGAAAGCAAGAUUGACCUCCAAUUUGUAGCCCUUUGUUUUCGAUUGCUUAGACAACAUGGUUAUAAUGUCUCUUCUGACGUGUUCAAAAAAUUCAAAGACGAGAGCACUGGGAUGUUCAUGGAGUGUUUGAGCAAAGAUGCAGAAGGACUGCUAAGCUUUUACGAAGCUACCCAUCUCAGGGUUCAUGGAGAAGAUAUACUUGAAGAAGCAUUAGCAUUCACAACCUCUCACCUUGAGAGUCUCACAACUCAGUUGAAAAAUCCCCUUGCAGCGCUUGUCAUCCGUGCACUUAAACUACCACUCUGGAAGACUGUAAAUAGGGUUGAAGCCAGGCACUACAUUCCUCUUUAUGAAGAGGAUGAUUCUCAUUCUGAGACCCUGCUAUAUUUUGCUAAAUUAGACUUUAAUCUUGUGCAAAAACUUCAUCAAAGUGAGGCGGGCGAGUUUUCCAGAUGGUGGAUGAAUCUGAACCUUAAAGAGAAACUGCCAUUUGCCAGAGAUAAAUCCAUGGAAGGCUUCUUCUGGGCUGUAGGGAUGUCCUUUGAGCCCCAAUACAAACUUGCACGAAGAAUACUUGCAACAAUAAUCUCAUGGAUUGUAGUUGUUGAUGACAUAUACGAUGUGUAUGGUACUGUUGAAGAACUCACACUUUUUACGGAUGCAAUCCAAAGGUGGGAUGUCAGUGCUUCGGAUCAGCUACCAGAGUACAUGAAGUAUAUAUAUCGUGUCAUCUUAGACUUUUAUGCUGAAGUGGAAGAAAAAUUCAGCAUUGCAGGAAUACCAGUAGGGCAUGCUCAGUUUGCAAUAGACGCGUUGAAAGAAAUAACCAGGUCAUACAUUUAUGAAGCCAAGUGCCUUAACAAAUGGUUAGUACCCACAAUGGAAGACUGUAUGCCACAUUCAAUUGUAACCUCAACUGUACCACUACUCACCACCAGUUUUGUGGUGGGGAUGGGGCCUAUUGUGACGAGGGAAGCCCUUGAAUGGAUAUCUACUUGUCCACUUCUUAUCCGAGCAGGAAGCUUGUAUUGCAGAUUCACUGACGAUAUGGCUGAAUACGAGGAGGGGAAGGCCGAAGACGCAGCUUUCCUAGUUGAUGUUUACAUGAAACAACAUGGUGUGUCAAAGGAAUGUACAUUUUCCGAGUUCAAGAAACAAAAUGUUCUAGCAUGGAAGGAUUUAAACUCGGAGUGCUUUGGCCAAACAGUACUCCCUCCUCCGCUGCUCACAGCUGCUCUUAGUAUGUCACUCACAGCUGCUCUUAGUAUGUCACGCCUGGUAUGCAUUCUUUACGAAUUCCAGGAUAUGGAUGGCUUUACUUGCUCAAACACCAAAACUAAGGAACUUAUACGCUCCGUGCUAGUGGAUCCCAUCUCAAUAUGAAUUAUAAGCCUCUGAUUCUCUUAGAGUUGCUGUGAUCUGCAACUUGAGAGGCUGUUAUUAAUGAGUCCUGGAAGAAUAAUUGCUGCAGCCUAGCUAGCUAGUGAACUGUAUGCAAGGGGUUGUACCCUGAAUCCUGUGUAACCUACUGUUAAAAUGUUUGAAAUAAAACGAAUAAACCAGACUCGUUUCUUUUUCUUGAAA